Oncorhynchus nerka (sockeye salmon) is the source of this 2285-nucleotide messenger RNA. Its product is annotated as spectrin beta chain, non-erythrocytic 2-like. Gene Ontology annotation, molecular function: phospholipid binding; protein binding. The record is from RefSeq and is a predicted model, not a curated record. Lineage: Eukaryota; Metazoa; Chordata; Actinopteri; Salmoniformes; Salmonidae. Bases 1042 to 1560 code for a protein of 172 amino acids. The transcript is spliced from 4 exons.
AUCCCCCCCAUCACUGCCCUCACUCAGCUCCUGGUCUACUGCAGUACCUCAGCAUGGCCGAAUAGAGGGCGCCAUCAGUCUGUCACUGCUGUACCAUUUUGCUUUAUUUGAUUGAGGAAAAGCACACAGUCCCAUUGAUGUUCAGGCUUCCAUGCCUUACACAGAUUACAAUAAUGAUGUCAUUAUGUCUCAAUGAAGGAAUCUUGGGCUCUCAAGCCUUUCUGGGUGCUGUUCCGUUUGUGCUCAUCUUCAAAAGGACCAGGACAUGAGUGUUUGUAAGAGCAGUUAGUUGCUGUAGUAGUUUCAGCACCAAGCUAUUGUUAGUACGAUGUGAGUGUUGUCCUAAAUUGGAAACCAUAGCUGUCUCCUACAUAACAGGUCCAUGGGUGGUGUGGGCCUAGCUUGGGUGGGUGGUUUUGAAAGCGAUGUUAGUAGGAAAAGUUUUCUUGACGAGAGGAAAUGUUGAUUUCCUUUCCAAAUGAAUUUGAUGUUGUGUGCCAGGAAACGAAGAUAACAAUGCCACACCCCCUUUAAGCAUAUCAUAGCAACACCAUUGGAACACGUUGUGCUGCUUUUGUCAUGUUCCAAGUCUUGAUUGUAAAAAUGUAAACAUAUAUUUCAACAUUUUUCUCAGUUGCCCUGUAAGGCAGGAUAUGACGUCCAGAUGAAGGUUGACCCUCCAUCUGUGGGCUUGUAGCUGUUCUGUUCUCCAUGUGUCUGUUGGUGUGUUUCUGUGUCAGUCUUUGUGUAGUCCUGUAUGUUUUCUACACCAUGUUCAAAGCUACCAUAUGAAUAUGGCCAUUUUGCUGGUGUCCCUAAAACAUUGAUAAUUUUGUCAACUUCAGACCGACAGUCAAUGGACUGGACUUACAGGCUUUUGGAAUGGUUUUGUUCUGACUGCCGUGUGUCUUCCAUCUUGGACAACAGGGUUCUGACUCUGACUCUGUGAAUGGUCCGGGGAGAGACAGCGGGCUGGCGUCUUCACGCCUGGACCCGUCUGCCACGCUACCCAGCAAGAGAGCUGACCCUGGCACAGAUGCCAUGGAGGGCAUGCUCUACCGCAAGCAGGAGAUGGAGUCCCAUGCCAAGAAGGCAGCUAGCAGCUUCUCUCUCUCUUCCCAUAGGUCCUGGCAGAAUGUGUACUGUGUUCUGCGUAAGGGCAGCCUUGGCUUCUACAAGGACCAGAAGAGCGCCUCCAGCGGGAUCCCCUACCACGGAGAAGUCCCCAUCAGCCUGGGAGAGGCUGUGUGUGAGGUGGCACACGAUUACAAGAAGAGGAAACACGUCUUCAAGUUACGGCUAGGGGACGGUAAGGAGUUCCUGUUCCAAGCUAAAGAUGAGACGGAGAUGGCCUCGUGGAUCCACUCCAUUCAUAGCUCCAUCCCAGCAGGGGGGUCAGGAGACCACUCCCCCAGAGGCCCCAGGGCCCUGAGCCGAGCAAUGACUAUGCCCCCCAUCUCCCCCAGCUCAGCAGACGCUGCCGGAGUCACCAUGCGCAACAAGGAGGGCAAGGAGAGGGACCGGGAGAAGAGGUUCAGCUUCUUUGGAAAGAAGAAAUAAAACAUUUGUAAAACAACAACAUCAAGGAAAAUUAUAUUCCUCAAAAUUCCAACAAACUGAAACAGGCAGAAAUGAAAGCACUCUUGUUGCAUAAACGCAUCGCUGUCGGCCGGGGUCCUGAGGGGUUUGUCUAUUUCUGGCUCACACAGAGUUUGCUCUUUCUCGCUCUCUCCUCUCUAUUUUCAUUUGUCAUCUCUUUCUCUUUUAUAUCUCUCUUUCCUUCUCCAUCUCUCACAUUUGGCUUCAUCCUACCGAUGUAAGCCCUUGUCCAUAGCUUUAGUUGCAUUUUCAGCCGAUGUCACAGCGUUUGUUGAUCAGAGUCACUAAUAAGAACUCUCUUUGGCCUCAUCAUCGGGGGAAACCAAGGGGUUUGUUGGGAGAGGGGAGGGCAGGGGUUGGUUAGCAUUAGAACCGAGGGCUAAGAGGACCCUCAAAGUCAAUUCUCUUUCAUUCACCCACACUGGAUCAUUUGUUGGUUUAAAUUAGUCCCGGCUCAACCAAUCUUUAGACAAGCAAAAUACUUUAAUGCUGUUUUACCAAUAACAGAGAAACUGUUGUAAAGAGUGCUGUCCCCAGGUCCCCUCUUCCAGUCUCUCCUUUUCUCUAUCAUGCUCCUUGGGAAGCCCCAUAUCUUUUCUUUUUUUUGGUUUUGGUGUUAUUAUUAUUUAUCUUUUUGCUGUUGCAGGUUUUGAGGGGGAACAUUAAAAUAAAUAAUUUAAAGAGUA